Molecule: messenger RNA, 942 nt
Organism: Phaethon lepturus (White-tailed tropicbird)
Lineage: Eukaryota; Metazoa; Chordata; Aves; Phaethontiformes; Phaethontidae
Product: phosphatidylinositol 4-kinase beta-like
Exons: 1
Biological process (GO): phosphatidylinositol-mediated signaling; phosphatidylinositol phosphate biosynthetic process
Cellular component (GO): cytoplasm; membrane
Molecular function (GO): 1-phosphatidylinositol 4-kinase activity
Source: RefSeq, a predicted model, not a curated record
AUGGGAGACUCUGUUGUAGACCCAGCCCGAGGGACAGGCGUGGACCAGGCGCCCGGCUCGGUGCCCCAAGGGAAUGGCGGGACGUCUCUCAGCGUCAUCACGGAAGGUGUCGGGGAGCUGGCGGUCAUCGACCCCGAGGUGGCGAAGAAAGCCUGCGAAGAGGUCCUGGAGAAGGUCAAGUUGAUGCACGGCGUCUCCUCCGACAGCUUAACAAAACUGUCCGAUGGCAGCGAGGCAGAGCGCGCCCCACGGACCGCGGUGGAUUUGGCCAACGGAGAUGUCGGGGAGGGCUGUGAAAUCAAGUGCUUGGACGAUCCGCCUGGCACGGCCUCCAAGAUCCAGGAGGAGGACGAGACCAUGGCCAACACGGUGAAAACCGCCCGGAAGCGGCAGAAGGAUAACUCUGCUAAGCAGUCCUGGCUCCUCCGGCUCUUUGAAUCCAAACUCUUUGAUAUCUCCAUGGCCAUUUCAUACCUGUACAAUUCAAAGGAACCUGGUGUGCAGGCUUACAUUGGGAAUAGGUUGUUCUGCUUUAGGAACGAAGAAGUGGACUUCUACCUGCCACAGCUGCUGAAUAUGUACAUUCACAUGGACGAGGACGUGGGAGAUGCGAUCAAGCCCUACAUCGUGCACCGCUGCCGGCAGAGCAUCAACUUCUCCCUGCAGUGUGCCCUGCUGCUGGGUGCCUACUCCUCGGACAUGCACAUCUCCACUCAGCGACACUCCCGUGGGACCAAGCUGCGGAAACUCAUCCUCUCGGACGAGUUGAAGCCAGCUUACAAGAAGAGGGAGCUGCCGUCGCUGAGCCCGGCGCCCGAUAUGGGGCUGUCUCCUUCCAAAAGGACUCACCAGAGGUCCAAGUCGGACGCCACCGUCACCAUCAGCCUGAGCAGCAAUCUGAAGCGCACAGCCAGCAAUCCCAAAGUUGAGAGCGAGGAAGAG